Molecule: messenger RNA, 1266 nt
Organism: Pieris macdunnoughi
Lineage: Eukaryota; Metazoa; Arthropoda; Insecta; Lepidoptera; Pieridae
Source: the annotation of a GenBank genome assembly
AUGUAUUGCUGUAAAGAACUAAAACUACUCUAUGCCAUUGUUGUUCUAUUAUUAGAAGCUGAAUUGUUAGUGAACAUAGGUGCUAUGGAGUCGAAGAGGUCUUCCAUACUCGUAACUCAAAAUCCGGAUGAUUUGAAGGCGUUAGAACUUUGUACGACACGAAAUCAACAGAGGCUUGGCAGUGUCUUUGGGAAUUUUACAAGGCAUCACAAAAAAGGUCAUAGAAGAAGAACAACAUCCACUAGCACAACAACAGAAACGACAAUGCACUCGACAACAGAUUUUGAAACAGAAUUCACAAGUGAAUAUAGCACAGCAUAUCCAAAGUUACCUAAACCAUUACGACUAAGUCUAGACAUUGAUUACGAUGUACAUAACAUAAAUAUAGAAGAAGAUCAUCAAAGGCAUAAACACGAUAGUGUAGAUAGAGAAUUAGAAUUAGAAAUGGAUGAAACAGUAUUAUCUAAAUCUUUCAAUAAGGCUAAGAAAAUGUAUAGAGACUCAGCCGCAUCUGCUGUUAAUAAGUUAAGUGCUAAAACUAGUAAGAAUGGUAUAUUUUUGACUGACAACUGCACGACGGUUAUAGCCCAAAUCGGAACAACGGCUAUAUUACACUGUGAAGUUAGUGAUAUUACGGAAAAUACGGUGACCUGGAUUCGGCGGAAAGACUACUCACUGCUAUCCGUCGGUCUAGUUACGUAUAGCGCUGAUAACAGGUUUUUCUCCGCUCAUGGACGACAUGUUAAGGAUUGGGCGUUACAUAUCCGGUUUGCGACAUCAGCGGAUGGGGGCUACUACGAGUGCCAGGUCCCCACACAUCCGCCAACGAGCAUUUUCUUCAAACUUGUACUAGUGGCUGCCUACGCAGAAAUUGUGGGUGAAUCAGAAAAGAUAAUUCAUGAGGGUUCCAUGCUAAAGCUUAUCUGUGUCGUGAAAAGAUCUACUGAACCACCUUCUUACGUCUUCUGGUACUUCGAGAACAGAAUGAUAAAUUAUGAUUUAAAUGGCGUGAGUGUCCACAAUGGCAGGCACACCAGUGAGCUUGUGAUUGGUAAAGCGGAACCUCGCCACGCCGGAAAUUACACUUGCGUACCAGCCAACGCGCGCGCAGCAUCUGUAACUGUACAUGUAGUACAAAGCGAAACACCAGCGGCGAUGCAACACGGCAACAACUAUGCAACAAAGAAUAUCCACUAUUUAAAACUUUUACUUACGGUGUUAUCACUGAGAAUUAUUAUUCAGCAAAUCUCCCACGAGUUUGGAUAA